AUGAUAGAUUUAACUCAGAAUAUUUUCACACCAAAAAGACCAUUUUACGUUUCAGCAAUAAGCCAUGAAAGUAAAAAUCAAAUGGUAUUUUUCAAUUUUAGAUUGAAUCCUGAAGAAUAUGCCUUUAGUGACAUCAUUUAUAUAUCGUCUAUUUGCUUCAGUUGGAAUGGUGUAGCGGUUUGGCGAUGGGAUGUACCUAAUGAAGAAGUUUGUGGCAUUUGUCGUGUUCACUUUGACGGUUGCUGCCCUACUUGCAAAACUCCAGGAGACGAUUGUCCACUCAUAUGGGGUGAAUGUACACACGUGUUUCAUAUGCAUUGUUUACUAAGAUGGCUUCAAACGGAAGGCAGCCGUGGACAAUGUCCCAUGGACCGUAGAACUUGGGGUAAUGUUUAA
This is a messenger RNA of Cetraspora pellucida, 396 nucleotides long. The record is from the annotation of a GenBank genome assembly. Lineage: Eukaryota; Fungi; Glomeromycota; Glomeromycetes; Diversisporales; Gigasporaceae.